UGUACACGUGGUUCUGAUAAGUGCGUAAUUUUUUACAAUAAAAAAAAACCAUCCUUACAUGAUGAAUUUACCGCCAUAUCAGGAUAAUUAUUAUACUUCCGAUCUGGAAAUUAUGGCUUGGGUACUACACGAUACGAUGAUUGAGAUAACUGCAUAUGUAGAUGAGGUUUUCCCGGUACGUGAACUUGCUGCUUUUAACGAACGUCCGGCUUUUCUUAAAUUUUGUAUCAAUAACAGCAGUCAAUGUCGCGUAGUAGUAACGUGUAUCGGAGAUCGCACAAGAAUUAUCGCGUUGCAACUUCGUGAAAACGUGGUUAUUCGAAUCGAGCGUGGUAAGACAAUCGCGCCAAAGUUUCAAUUCGCGCCCCCUAACAGUGGCCUACAUAACAUGGAGCUAAUUUUAACCCCUUCGUCAACUAUAAAUGUAUUGGGAAUGCGCAUUGAAAAUAUUUCACGACUUCCGCUACUUUCAAUUAGGGAUGCAGCACUUGAAAAUGGUUUAAUUCGUGUCGAAGGGUGGUUAAAGGUGCCUUUUCAAAUGAACAAUCCUGCACACAAUAGAUCGGCGAGUGGUGUUAUAGUCGACGAAAACUACAGAAUGCGCAUUCUGAUUGGGAAUUUUCUACCCAACCCUCUAUUUUUGCCAGGUGUUGCUCUUGUAGUUACUUGCAGAUUUAGACGUGAUUUACAAGGGCCCUCAUUCUUUGAUGUUGAAGGCAUGAAUGAAAUUCUGCUUAAUGCAGGACGUCCAACGUUAACGAUGGACCAACUCCGUCAUAUGGGUUUUAUUACUCCGCCAUAA
Messenger RNA from Cotesia glomerata, 802 nucleotides. RefSeq lists its product as uncharacterized. The transcript has 5 exons. Bases 59 to 802 code for a protein of 247 amino acids. NCBI's taxonomy places the organism in Eukaryota, Metazoa, Arthropoda, Insecta, Hymenoptera, Braconidae. The record is from RefSeq and is a predicted model, not a curated record.